AUGACGAAAGCAAACGCAGUUGGAAUCGAUCUUGGCACCACGUAUUCGUGCGUUGGUGUCUUCAUGCACGGAAAAGUGGAAAUUAUCGCCAACGAUCAAGGCAAUGAUUAUGGAUUACCUGUUUGUUAUCGAAGUCCUUUAGGUAAUCGCACAACCCCUUCAUAUGUCGCAUUUACGGAUACAGAACGUCUUAUUGGAGAUGCCGCCAAGAACCAGGUGGCCAUGAAUCCUCACAACACAGUAUUCGAUGCCAAGCGUCUGAUCGGACGCAAGUUUGACGAUCCUGCCGUUCAGUCCGAUAUGAAGCAUUGGCCAUUCAAAGUCAUCUCAGCCGAGGGAUCGAAGCCUAAGGUCCAGGUCGAAUACAAAGGAGAGACCAAAGUAUUCACCCCUGAGGAAAUCUCAUCAAUGGUUCUGACGAAGAUGAAGGACACAGCAGAAGCAUUCCUCGGAUCAACCGUCAAGGAUGCUGUCGUCACAGUACCAGCAUACUUCAACGACUCUCAACGUCAAGCCACCAAAGAUGCAGGAGCAAUCGCUGGUCUCAAUGUCCUUCGUAUCAUCAAUGAACCUACCGCUGCUGCCAUCGCCUACGGUCUAGACAAGAAGGGAACCGGCGAGCGAAACGUGCUCAUUUUCGAUCUUGGAGGCGGUACCUUCGAUGUGUCGAUCCUUACUAUUGAGGAUGGAAUCUUUGAAGUCAAAUCCACCGCUGGAGACACCCAUCUUGGAGGAGAAGACUUUGACAACCGUAUGGUGAACCACUUCGUCGCCGAAUUCAAGAGGAAGCACAAGAAGGAUCUCAACACCAAUCCUCGUGCUCUGCGACGUCUCCGCACAGCUUGCGAACGUGCCAAGCGUACUCUGUCAUCGUCGUCUCAGGCUUCGAUCGAAAUUGAUUCACUCUUCGAGGGCAUCGAUUUCUACACGAACAUUACUCGUGCCCGAUUCGAGGAGCUGUGCGCUGAUCUCUUCCGUUCCACCAUGGAUCCUGUUGAGAAGUCGCUGAGAGACGCUAAGAUGGACAAGAGCCAGGUCCACGAUAUCGUUCUUGUUGGAGGAUCAACUCGUAUUCCAAAAGUCCAGAAGCUGCUAUCUGAUUUGUUCUCUGGAAAAGAACUCAAUAAGUCGAUCAACCCUGAUGAGGCUGUUGCCUACGGAGCUGCAGUUCAAGCCGCUAUUCUUUCCGGUGACAAGUCAGAAGCUGUGCAGGAUUUGCUCCUUCUUGAUGUGGCUCCUCUAUCACUCGGUAUUGAAACCGCUGGAGGUGUAAUGACAGCUCUGAUCAAGAGGAACACCACAAUCCCAACGAAGACCAGCCAGACAUUCACCACCUACUCUGACAACCAGCCUGGUGUGCUCAUCCAGGUCUUCGAAGGAGAACGUGCAAUGACCAAAGACAACAAUCUACUUGGAAAGUUCGAGCUGUCCGGAAUUCCACCUGCACCGAGAGGCGUACCGCAAAUUGAGGUAACAUUCGAUAUCGAUGCCAACGGUAUUCUCAACGUCUCCGCACAAGACAAGUCGACUGGCAAGCACAACAAGAUCACCAUUACCAACGACAAGGGUCGCCUGUCUAAGGACGAAAUCGAGCGGAUGGUUAACGAGGCUGAAAGGUACAAGGCCGAAGAUGAGGCGCAGAAGGAUCGUAUCGGAGCGAAGAACUCCCUCGAGAGCUAUGCCUUCAAUAUGAAGCAGACCCUCGAAGAUGAGAAGUUGAAAGACAAGAUUUCGGCUGACGACCGCAAGAAGAUCGAGGAGAAAUGUGACGAGGUCAUCAGAUGGCUUGACAGUAACCAGACCGCCGAGAAGGACGAGUUUGAGCAUCAACAGAAGGAGCUUGAGUCCGUCUGCAACCCAAUCAUUACGAAGAUGUACCAAGCCGCUGGUGGAGCCCCUGGUGGAAUGCCCGGUGGUAUGCCAGGAGGUGGCGCCCACAGUGGUGGUGGAGCUGGCGGACCAACCAUCGAAGAAGUCGACUAA
Molecule: messenger RNA, 1983 nt
Organism: Haemonchus placei
Lineage: Eukaryota; Metazoa; Nematoda; Chromadorea; Rhabditida; Trichostrongylidae
Source: the annotation of a GenBank genome assembly